GUAGCACAACGCUGUGAUUAUUUGUUCGGUACCCGUGUAUCGGACCUGUUAGAUAUCCGUUUGUUCUUUGCAUUAAUUUUUGAAGAAUACUCUUUCGUUCUCAUUUGAGCGAAUUAUUGUUCAGCAUUUAAGACUGCAGGAUUUGAUCUCAGCAUACCUUCCUAGAUAAGGAUCACGCCCAGCGAAGUUCUUACUCUCACUCACCAGACACAACUCAAGUGAUAACCAAGCACAACGAAAAUUGCAAUCAAAAAGAUCGAAUCAACAGUGGAAAUCGACCAUGGACACAAACCCUGAAAUAGUCCAGCCUGCGGACUGGCAGACUGGCGAAGCUGUCCCAGCCUUUCUCAUCCACGAUGGCGGCGGCACCACAUUCUCAUACCACUGCUUAGAACCUCUCCGUCGUCCAGUCUACGGCAUUUACAACCCCAAAUUUCACAGCGGCGAGCCCUUCGACGGCGGUCUCAGCGACAUGGCCCGUCUCUACACUGGCUGGAUCAAAGAAACCGUCGAGAAGCCCGACUUUCCCAGACGUCGCAACGCAGCUGGAAAGAUCCGACUUCUUCUUGGCGGAUGGAGCAUGGGCGGUCACUUGAGUCUCGAAAUCGCAAAGCAGCUUGAAGAUUCCAACAUUGAAGUCAUCGGAAUUCUCAUGGUUGACACAAUCUACCCUCAUAAAUUCUCUAGCGAAAAGCGCAAGAUGCCUGGUGAAGACUCCAAGGAGGGAAAGAACAAGAACCAGAUCCUCGCGGAUCUAGCCAUGGCCGAUGCUCGCCGUAUGAUUCAAGCUUGGACACCUCCGGCCUGGGAGGUAGGACGUCGGCCCCGGGUCAGUCUCCUCCGGGCCAAGAAGGCCGUGCCCACGGAGAACGGGACUGAUAUUGUGGACUUGAGCCGUGAGGAGCGGAAUCUGGGGUGGGAUAUGUACGACAAGAACUUUUUUGCUGAUGUGGUAGAUAUUGAGGGACAUCACUAUGAGGUUUUCAAGUUUGAGUUCAUUGAGGAUAUUUCGAAGAAGAUCAAGAAGGCACUGGAUGAUUUGGAGUGGGUUGCUUUGGAUGGUUGAAUGUUGUUCAGUGAGGAGAAUCUUGAAGACUUAGACAAAGACAUGGUCCGUGGUUUGGCUGUUUAUGCGGGCUUGUACUGAUGGUUAUUAGAACACGAAUGAGACCAGAUAGAAUUAGAGACAAGAGUACAAAGUCAUAGAAACAUGAAAAUACAUUCAGAACAAUAAA
Molecule: messenger RNA, 1235 nt
Organism: Fusarium oxysporum Fo47
Lineage: Eukaryota; Fungi; Ascomycota; Sordariomycetes; Hypocreales; Nectriaceae
Product: Alpha/Beta hydrolase protein
Exons: 1
Coding region: 281-1066 (261 amino acids)
Biological process (GO): biosynthetic process
Source: RefSeq, a predicted model, not a curated record